Messenger RNA from Chinchilla lanigera (long-tailed chinchilla), 918 nucleotides. Its product is annotated as phosphatidylcholine transfer protein-like. The record is from RefSeq and is a predicted model, not a curated record. NCBI's taxonomy places the organism in Eukaryota, Metazoa, Chordata, Mammalia, Rodentia, Chinchillidae. The coding region runs from base 286 to 918 and encodes 210 amino acids. Gene Ontology annotation, molecular function: phosphatidylcholine intramembrane carrier activity; phosphatidylcholine binding. The transcript is spliced from 5 exons.
UUUUUCUUCCCUCUACAAGUCCCAGCUCUUUCCUAGCGUCUUCUUCCUUCUCCUGAUCACUUAUGCGUAGUUUUACCUUUUCCAUCUUUGCUGCGCCUUGCUCAGCUCAGCCCCGCCCACUUUAAGGCCCUUCCACCAGAGGCCCCCCCUCCAGGUCCCGCCUUCCGGCGAGGUCCCGCCUUCUGCUCUGUUUCCUGCCAAUCACAGGGAGGCCAUUUGAUCGCCCGCCCCCAAGCUCACGCCGAGGCCGGUUGCUGCCUGCCGGAGAGGCCAGGCUGAGGCAGGAUGGAGUCUGUGGCCCGCUGCUUCUCGGAAGAGCAGUUCCAGGAGGUCUGCGCCGAGCUCCAGCAGCCGGUUUUGGCCGGGGCCGACUGGGAGCUGCUGGUGAAUGCCUCGGGCCUCAGUGUGUACCGGCUGCUGGACAAGCAGACUGGACUUUAUGAGUAUAAAGUCUUCGGUAUUUUAAAGGACUGCCUACCAGCUCUGCUCAUGGAUGUCUAUAUGGAUUUAGACUACAGAAAACAGUGGGACCAGUACGUUAAAGAAAUCUGUGAAAAAGAAUGCAACGGAGAGACUGUGACAUACUGGGAAGUGAAGUACCCCUUUCCUAUGUCCAACAGAGACUAUGUCUACAUCCGGCAGCGGCGAGACCUGGACGUGGAUGGGCGGAAGUUCUACGUGGUCCUGGCAGAGAGCAUCUGUCUGCCUGAGUUUCCCGAGAAGUCGGGUGUGAUCCGGGUAAAUCAGUACAAGCAGAAGCUGGCGAUUGUCCUCCAGAGAAACAUAAUCGACAAGGAGUCGAAGAAGUCCCAGGCUCUGGAGUCUUCAAUCUGGAAAAGUCCACAGUGCAGUUCUCGUCCCCAAAUUGGCAAGCUAGAGACUCUAGAGGAGGCUGCAUUUCAUUUUCUCAGAUUCUGA